This is a messenger RNA of Eremothecium sinecaudum, 2967 nucleotides long. It is a transcript of the gene AFI1, whose product is annotated as Afi1p. Bases 1 to 2967 code for a protein of 988 amino acids. Gene Ontology annotation, cellular component: plasma membrane; cellular bud neck. The transcript has a single exon. The record is from RefSeq and is a predicted model, not a curated record. NCBI's taxonomy places the organism in Eukaryota, Fungi, Ascomycota, Saccharomycetes, Saccharomycetales, Saccharomycetaceae. Gene Ontology annotation, biological process: cellular bud site selection; actin cortical patch localization.
AUGUUGAGUUGUGAUCCGAAUGUUAAGGAUCAGCAGCAAGGAUUGGGUGUUAAUUCUGGAGAAAAAUCGCAGAGUUUGCAGCAGCCUUUCCGCUCUCAUCGAGGGUUGCAAAAGAAGAAUGGGAUACAUAGUAUUCCAUCGACUGACUGUGGGCACAAUGUGGAAUACAUUCUUUCUGCAGAGUUUGAUAACAAAUCUGGUGCGAUGAUAAAGCACCAAUACCCCAAGAAUUUGCCGAAGCUGAAGCACCAAACUUCUAAUUUGGCAAAUCUUGCAGCACUUAUGAUUCCGAAUGGUAUAGAGAACCGUCCUGGUGAAUCAGACUUUACGGUUUUUAUUUUAUACAGAGACCGAUACUCACAGACUUUUAGUCUUUUCCCACCUACAGAAGCUAGUAUAUCUAGAAAUUCUACAGGUAGUUAUGGUGCAGCCGGAUCGUCGCCUUCAAGAUUGGGAUCCGUUAUUCUAGAGGAGGAUGAACAUGCUGGCAUUAGUACGACGUCUCUAGCUAGUUCUAAGAAAGAUCUAUUAUUUUUCCUCAAUGUUGUACACUCAGAAAUCGAUUAUAGCAAUGAGCGUGGUGCAGUUAUUAAGUCUUUGGCGGUAGGAACCGUAUUACAAAACUUUUUUAUUUUUAAGCCAUUGCUUAUGAUGGCAUUGGAUGCAUAUAUGAAGUCUCCUUCAAUGCAGAUCUUGAAAGACUGUUUUGACCUGAUAAACAGCUUAGAUCUUAGCUUGAUGGUAAGAAUUCAUUCUAACAAGCUUCUUCAAAACGUUUUAAAUUCCAUAAACAACGAUGAAAUAAUACAUGAACUAUUGGAUCCUCAAGGGAAAGCUUUGAAGAAGUUGUUAAGGGUUAGUGAGUUACCGGAAACUGAUAAGAAUGGUAACUCAAUUGCCUUUAAACAGAGUACACUGAUAUACAGGUUUGACAACUUUAAGCCAAUUGCAGUUCCACAUUAUUUUACAAGAAUUCCUAUUCACAUUAACAUGAUCAAAUAUAAUGAUAUUGAAGUUGAUAUAAAUUAUAAGGAUCAUGUUGUGAAGUUUUUAAGUGCAUUUAUCCCUCACCUUUCCAAGUUACCUCGGGAUGCUCCACCCUGGCGGUUAAUGAUCAAUUCCAUGGAAUUAUCCACAGAUAGUUUAUGUCAAUUGGUGCUUGCGUUAUCCAACUUUAUUCACGCAUUUGAACACAAGUAUAUUCGUAAUGGAUCUGUCGUGGUUUUUCCAUAUAUGGAUAUAAGUAUGGUUGAUGAUUUGCGGUACGAAUUAUCGCAGCCACAUUCAAGCGAACUCUAUUUUAUCGUUGGCGUAUCCAAUCCAAUAUUCGAGUUACAAAAGAAUGUCUGGGAUGUAUACUAUAAUUUGGAUACCGGAAUUCUAAUUUCUCAGUCAUCACCAAAUACCGCCCCUUCACAUCGGACUUCGACGGGCUCUUUGCACCAUGCAUCAGUUAGGAGUAGUGACUUCUUGAUGAAGAUCUUUUCCAAAACUUCCAAUUCAGUGACUUCCGCAAAUGAAUCACUGAAAAUGGGUUUGCUCCAAAAGUUCAUGCAGUAUACCAUGCAGCAGCAACAUGACAAUCAAACAGUGCUCAACGUGUUUAAAAGAGUCACUAUCUUGCAGUUGAUUCAUCUUCUUCCGAAGCUGGGGAAUGAUGUUUCAAUAUCUACCGACAUGCUGUUGACUGACGAGUAUAUGCUGACUUACAAGGAUUUUGUAAUAUUUCCAGAGUUUUUUGAGUAUAGCUCAUUAAGGGUUAUUCGAUUAUUAAAUGAUAUGGAAAAGUCCCUACAUCAAGCUUUCUUCCCCCAUGACAAAUCGAAAGAUAGUAAAGAGCGUGUUUUAUUAAAAAUAUACUGCCUUUUGAAAGAGAUAUACAAGUUUAUUUGCUUGGAUAAGACCCAUUUGAGCACAUUUUUAAAUGUAUGUCUUAACUAUCCUACUACUCGCGCAUUUGAUCAGUUUGACCUUCGGAAGGCAGAUUUCUCAAAAAUAAAUCUCACAAAAGUUCUUCGUCACGAACUCAGGAAUUUGAAUGGCGCUGAUGGAGUAAAUUAUACUCAGGCUAACGUUAUUGACUAUCUAUCCGUUGAUAAAGGUUUGGGGCUAUUAUUUUACCCCUUACUAUUGUAUCCUGUGAUGGAUGUUACAACUGCUGGAUUAUAUCCUACAAGUAGUAAGCAUUCUUCCGGAAGUAGUAAUACCUUUCCGCGUAGCGUCGAAAAGGGGCUAAGUUUGGAUAAUUCAAAGACAUCGGCUAGUACAUUUUCCUUUCCAGAUGGUAAUCUAACAAUGGUAACAAAAUACUAUGAACAAUUUCUUGAAAACAAUCUCGUCUACAACACGAGAGACGACUUGUCAAUCACGAGUAAUCAGAUCUCUGAUUGUCCCUACAUGGUUGAUAGAAUAAGGAAACUCGCGCUCAAGUUGUUGAUGAGACUUGAAAGGCAUCACAUUGGACAACUUCUCAUUGAUAAGAAACUAAAUCCCAUCUUUCCCAUGAUAUACCGCACUCUGAAAAGGGAGGCACAACUAGCGGUUUCUCCAAUACCAAAUCACAGUAAUGAUUCAAGUCUUACAAAAGACGUAUCGAAAAGCUCACCAUUUCCUGCCGCUUCCUUCAACUUUGCUGAUAAUGCGCCUGUUUUAUCUCCCCAAAUAGAAUCUCAUAAUCUACCGUUAUCAGCAAAUAGACAAGAACUAUUGCAGGACUUGAAGCUGAUAUCCUCACGAAAUCCUCACGAUUCUAAAUCAACCGAUCUCAGCAGUAAAUCUUCGAAGAGUGAUCUUAUUGAUUCGCUAACACGCCUUGAGCUUUACGGUAUAGAUGAUUGGAAAUACCUCGAUUCUCCAGCUAACGUUCGAGUAACCACCAAGUCUUCGUCUUCAACUUUUCCUGAAGGCCCUUCGUUUUCAAGCAUAUAUUCCAUUCAUCGUGACAAUUACAAUGAAUCAAUUCAGUAA